UUUUUUUCGCCAGUUCAACGAAAGAUGCUCGCGAGUGUGGUAGCGGAUAACGGUAAACGGUAGCUCGAAAGACGGUCCAUCGGCGGUCCAUAUAGCACAGUGUAGUGUAGUGUAGUGUAGUGUACCGUUGUGUUUUCAAGUGAAGUGCAGACGGGGGUUGCUAGCCAAAAGCCCAUUAAAUACAAAACGCUAAGAGCCAAAGAAAGAAAAAAUAUUUAGCCCGAGUGUGUCGGUUCAGUUUUUCUGUGGUGCGAAAAUCUCACGAAAAUAUAAAAAAGAAAGCAAGAGGAAAAAUUCAAUAAAAACAUGGCCCGCUAAGCGUCAAGCCGCACAUAACAGAAAAGCUGGAGAAACAACGUCAACAGCUAACUGGGGAAUAACAAAACCCGCGUCCGAAAAACUAAAAACUAAACUCGGAAAAAAGCACGAAACGAAAAAGAAAAAUAAAAACAAGCGCUCAAAGUUGCCCGCUUAAUAAAGGAUUUUCCAUCCAGCUGGAAUGUGUUGAGCGGAGAGUGUCACUAAUUGAAUGCUUAUUGCUGCCUGGUCAACACGAAAUUGAAUGGGAGAUUGAAGGAAGUCAAGGGGUCACCCAGCUUAGCUGCAUGGUCAGAAUGUUUGAGCGUCGAUUAGUUCAGAGAGGUGGCAGUUGAGGCGCCCAGAAGAGAGCUCGAGUACCGAGAACUUACCGCCCACUCGCAGGCCCCGUCUUCCGGUGGUUGGGUGUGUGUGAGCCACAGUGGUGCGUCAGUGUGUGUGUGUGAGUGAGUGGUGCCUGCGUCGGUGGUGGUUAGCAUGCAAAUCAACGGUCAAGCUGCCGGACCCACGAUGGCAGCCUCCGAGCCACCAGAGCCGCCGCCGCGCAAUCCGGACCGCAUAAACGCCUCGCUGCACAAGCUGGGCGAAUCCAAAAUCGUCAAGUCGCUGGACAGUUCGGUGACGACAGCGCUGAAGGAGAAAGCCGCUUCCGUGAACAAUAACAAGCCCAUAAGACCGCUGCUAUCACUGGACAGCUCGGUGUCGGCUUCCACAUCCUCGGGGGCAGCAGGAGCAACGGGAUCGGGGGGCGGAGGAGCACCUGCGAAGCCAUCGCCCUUGGUCUUGGCCUCCAAACGAGACCUCACGCCCAGCAACGACAGCAGCUCAUCGCCCUCCAGUUCGAAUGGCAGCAACCAGACCCUCACCCCACCCAUGACCGCUGAUAAUCAGCCGCUCCAGCAGCCGUCACAGCACCACCAGCACCGGAGUUCCGCGUAUCCGGGCAAAGGAGAAGUGUCAGCGGUGGCAGGAGUGCCUGUGGCCCAGCAGCAACAGCAGCAGCAGCAGCAACUGCCGAAUGGCAUCGGCAGCAACAGCAACAGCAACAGCCACUGCAACAGCAACACCAGCGGCAGCAGCAGCACUUGCAAUUCCGGCACGGCCAUGAUCCAUGCGAAUAACUCGAAUUUAAUUGCCGCCGGUCACAUGGCCCAGCCGGCUGGCCCCGCCCACAACGCCCCCUCCAGCGGCAGUGCACUCAAUGCUGUCGACAAGCGAAAUGCCAACUUAUCGGAGCCGGAUCGGGACCCGCCUCCGAAUCUGAAUCUGAAUGUGAAUCUAAAUCCGAGCUCAUCGGUGGCCCUGGGACCCCCGCAGUCCCCGCACUCCCCCACAGCCGCCGCAUCGGCGGCCUUGCUCCUGCUCGAGUCCUGCGAUGGCAAUCGCAACGACGAGUCAAGGUUCAGCCUGCAUUCCGCUCACCGCCCAGAAGCUGCCAUGAAGCUACGCGAGGAGAACGAACGACUCAAUGCCGAACUAAUGCGGCUGAGGCGACUCCUCGAGCUGUCCACGGACGGAGCUGUGGGUGGAGUGGUGGACACCACUGCCGAAAUGGAGGCAGUCCCAUCCGCCGAAGGAUCGGCUGCCAGGGAGCGCAUCGAGCGUCUGGAAUCAGAGCUCAGGUCGGUGAAGAACCAGCUGCUGACCAUGCGGCUGGAGCGCAAGAAACUGCGCACGGACAAGUCCGAUCUGCUGGGCCAGGUGAAACAGCUGUGCGCCUCGCUGCAGGAGAAGGAGCAGGAGCUGCGCGACUUCAUCCGGAACUAUCAGGAGCGGGUCAGGGAAACGGAGACAACGAAUGCCAAGAUCUCCGGCGAUCGGGAUCGUGAGCGUUUUCAGCUGCUCAAGCAGGCCCGCGACGAAGCGGAGCGUUCGCUGGCCCUCGCCCAGCAGCUCUCGGCCAGGGAUCUGCAACUCCAGAGGCUGCAGGAGCAGCUGCAGGAGGCCCGCCGCCAGUUGACCGGGUGCCUCUCCGAUCAGGAUAGCCUUCACUCCUUUGCCCCGCUAACUCCUCCGUCGGCCGCCUCCGGAAUGCUCAGCCAGAUGGCUGCCGCCUCGGGAAUGGGCGGUGGAUUGGCCGCAAUGCGGGGCACCACCGAGGACAGUGGGCGUGGCAACUCGCUGUCCGCCUUUAGCGGCAGCUUAAGCGGCGGAUCGGGAGCCACAGCCGGUGAUCGCAACUCCUGCUCGAACGACUCGGGCCUGAGGAACAGCAGCGAUCGGGAGAGCACCGGCGGAGAACUGAACUUCAGCGAUGGCACCUGCGACAACGGACCCUGCAUCACCGUCGAUCCAGAUAGUAUCUCGCUCGUUUCCAGCCAGAACAUGUAUCAAUUUGGCACACCCAAGGAACGCAGUCCCACAUUGUCACCUCUUAAUUCGGCUGCCUACUCAAGGUCAGUGGAGCAAUUGGGCUCCCCUGUGGACCCCGAAGGACCAGGUGGCGGAGCCAUCAGUAGGAAAUUCGCCAGCGCCAACAAGAGCGGACCACUUGGGGCUCGAAAUGGACGCGGCGGUACUUGGGGAAGCAUAUCCCGGGUGUUUGCCCGCUCUCGGAAUAAAAGCAAGGCCCUGUCCGCAGAUGGAGUGACUGAAUAUGCCGACUACUCGUGGAAUCCGCUGACGGAGGAGGGCUACGCCGAGAAGCUGCGUCUGCUGCGGGAGGCCUCCCAGCUGCCCAUCGACCGUUGGCGGGCCACCCAGGUGCUGGCCUGGCUGGAGGUGGCCUUGGGAAUGCCCCAGUACAGCGCCAGGUGCGCCGAGAACGUGAAGAGCGGCAAGGUGCUGCUGGAGCUGAACGACGUGGAGCUGGAGGCGGGAUUGGGUCUGGCCCACCCCAUGCACCGCAAGAAGCUGCGGCUGGCCAUCGAGGAGCAGCGGCGCCCGGAGAUGGUCCGCUACCCACUCAUCACGCAGCUGGGCCACACCUGGGUGGCCACCGAGUGGCUGCCGGACAUCGGACUUCCGCAGUACGCGGAGCCCUUCGUGCAGUCCCUCGUCGACGCUCGAAUGCUUGACACGCUCUCCAAGAAGGAGCUCGAGAAGUUCCUGGGCGUGACGCGGAAGUUCCACCAGGCUAGCAUUGUUCACGGCAUUCACGUGUUGCGCAUCGUGAAGUACGACCGCCAGACGCUGGCCAUGCGGCGGGUGCAAUCCGAGACGGUGGACACGGACCCCAUUGUGUGGACGAACCAACGCUUCAUCCGCUGGGUGCGAUCCAUCGACCUGGGCGAGUAUGCGGACAACCUGAAGGAUAGCGGCGUGCACGGCGGCCUUGUGGUGCUGGAGCCAUCGUUUUCUGGUGACACCAUGGCCACCGCCUUGGGCAUUCCUCCCUCGAAGAACAUAAUACGGCGACAUCUCAACACGGAAUUCGAUGCCCUCAUUUUGCCCGCACGAUACCUUAUUUACUGUCAAAUGGAAGAAUUUCAAAUGGAAGCCUCCAGACAAUUGGCCAAAUUGCAGGGCCACUAAAUCCGCACGAACCAAAGAACAAAAUAACAAAAAUGAAUUAUCAAAAACCAAAUGGGAUUCAUAGAGAUUUGUUUAGCCAAGCUGAUGAAGAUGAUACGAUAAUAACUAUAGGGAGAGAACAAUAACUGGAGCACAGCGCUAGUCAUUUCGUAAUUACGAAUAGUUGAUAGAUCCACGGCAGAGUAGUCACACAUCCGAUUUGUAGACGUAGAUUAAAUCAUACCACAAUAAUAUUAAGUGCUUUAGGCAUCGAACUAGGAACGCACACAUAAAAAAAAACAAGUGUCCAAGCUUUGCAUACCCGAUAUCGAUAUUAAAACGAUACACUCCCCGAGGAGCGCUUAACGUUGCAUUUACUUAGGUUGAUUUACAAGUCAAGCAUUUAAUGUAGUAGAAACCUAGUGUUAAGGCUUACGUCAAUGUAAUCGAGGAGGGACGGCAUUUCAGAUAUUAAUUGUUAGGCCUAAGAUAGGGCAUUGCAAAUGCCACCACACACCCCUCCACACAUGAGCGUCUUUCGUCACUAGGCCGGAACACCCAAGUUCUCUGUGAUACAGGAGCUGUUUUCUGAGGUCGGUCAGACAGCCACCAACGCACAAUUGAACCUAAAAGACCAAUUACAUAGCCACACACUCGCACACAAGUCCAUGAACACAUACACAUCUACAUUUCCGUGGUUAGAUGAUAUAGUAUCUGUUUGGUGUUGCAUACUGUGAAGCGUUUUGGGAGAGUGUGGCCUGCGGUAUAAAGUUCUGUUCCAAUAAAAUUUCUACAAUCGCUGUGGUGCCAAAAAUUAUGCAAUAAAUAAUGUUACUUUUGUCGACAUGGUUUGCUUAGUGUGAAUGGCUGCAUAAAAUAUAUUGUUGCAUUCUUUUGGGCAUCCAAAAAUAUCUUUUUUAUAUAGCUGGAAAUUUUUGAAACAUUCUAUUGACCGCAGGUCAGCUCUCCUGAGUUAAUUUCUUUAAGAAGUCGUUAAUUUGGUUUUGCAAUUUCGCAACUACAGUGUCAAUUGUAAGUAAAACUUGCUUACUAAGUAGCCUAUUCUCUCUAUUUGUCACACUCAUACACUCGAAAACAAGUUCUAUGUAUGUGUUAUCAAUGUUUUUAAGUAGCUUGAACUAGACAUAACCGUUGUCAUCUUAAUAAGUACCACUGCAUAACAAAAUACCUUAUCGAUACUAUGUGUGAUUGGAAUUCUAAGGCUUAAAAGCGACAAAUUAUAUGGCUGAUUUCGUGUCUGUUAGCAACGCUAUUCAUUUCUUUCGAGUUACUUUUCCUUUCCAUUCUCUUUUUUCGGGGGCUUUCUCUCACCAUAGACUCUUUAUUUCUUUGUUGUCUUACGCUACGUGUAGUUAAUUGUGCUAUAGCGAAAUACAAAACAGAUAAAAGUAACUCUCCAACAUUGAUUAACCAGAUUCUUUCGUCUUUGUCCCGUUUCUUUUUCCAUCUUUCCUAUAUUUGAUCCACUCUCUUUUGCUUUCACAUCCGUAUGUUUCCUCUUCAAUUUCGUAAUUUGGUAAUCGAAUCGACGGCUUGUUGUUGUUGCUAACUCUGCUUGAUUGUCUAACACGAUUACCAACACAACGAUAACAAUACCGACAACAACUCAAUAUAACAACUCAACAACAACAACUCAAUAACAACAACAACAACUCAACAAUAACACCUAUGAAACCACUUUCUGUGUGUGUAUGUGUGCCUGCCUUGCCUGCUCUCUCUCUCUCUGUCUCUGUCUCUAUAUCGCUAUCUCUGCUGCUCUGCCUGACCGCCCGCACUCUCCAACUCACCAAACUCCAAUCUCCAACUCUCCACAUUCCCGUUAUCUGCCGUCUGUGUCCUGUCUUCAAUGUGCUGCCUGCCUGCCUGCCUGCCUACGAAUACCGAAUAUACAUGCACCAACCCAUCUACAACAUGUUAUAUGCCCCCAUUACCACCCACUCACAACCAACAAAAAAACACACACACACGCACACGCAUACGACCUAUGCAAAAAU
Drosophila elegans is the source of this 5786-nucleotide messenger RNA. It is a transcript of the gene Liprin-gamma, whose product is annotated as kazrin. The coding region runs from base 796 to 3792 and encodes 998 amino acids. NCBI's taxonomy places the organism in Eukaryota, Metazoa, Arthropoda, Insecta, Diptera, Drosophilidae. The record is from RefSeq and is a predicted model, not a curated record. The transcript is spliced from 14 exons. Gene Ontology annotation, molecular function: protein binding.